AUGUCUUCACUUUCUUCACUUUCUUCAUCUUCUUCGUCGACGUGGUAUUCAUCAUCUUCGGGCGAGAAUGACGCAUUUUUCGAAAACAUGAUUAUGUACGCGGCUCAGAUCUUCAUGGCGGAGGAUGAAAACUCUGAAGCGUUGUCCCAACGGCAAACUAGGAGAACAAAAUUAAAUCGAGACAAAGAAUCUGCCCACGAUAAACUAGUGGCCGAUUAUUUUGCCGACAAACUUGUGUACAUGGACGAGAUGUUUCGACGUCGGGGGCAAAGGGGUUUCACUACUUUACAAAAAUGUACGUCGGCCAUUCGUCAACUGGCAUAUGGGUACGCACCCGAUGCAUUGGACGAGUACUUAAGGAUGUCCGAAAGAACCGCACGUGAAUGUUUGCACAGGUUUUGCGAAUGGGAAUGCUCGGGAGCAUUGAUUGCAUGCACUGGCCGUGGCAGAACUGCCCUACUGCCUGGCAAGUCACAGAUAUUUGACGACAUAGUGGCGGGAACAGGUCCAGACACAAGUUUUACGGUUUCGGGGGUGGAAUACAGGCAGGGCUACUACCUUGCAGAUGGAAUAUACCCAAAGUACUCGACAAUCGUUAAAACUUUUCCGCACCCGACAGAUGAUAAAAGAAAAAAAUUUGCGAAGUAUCAAGAGGGUGCGAGAAAAGAUAUUGAACAGUGUUUUAGGGUUCUACAAAAAAGGCAUAUCAUUGAACAUCCAGCACGUUCGACUACACCAAAGAGGUUACGACACAUUAUGUACGCUUGUAUCAUCCUUCAUAACAUGGUCAUUGAAGAUGAAGGUACAACGAUAUGCGAGUACGACGAAAACGCGUCUAACGGGAAUUCUGUUCCAGUUAGUUUAGUUUGGAACAACAAGAUUUGA
Messenger RNA from Helianthus annuus (common sunflower), 885 nucleotides. RefSeq lists its product as uncharacterized. The transcript has 5 exons. NCBI's taxonomy places the organism in Eukaryota, Viridiplantae, Streptophyta, Magnoliopsida, Asterales, Asteraceae. The record is from RefSeq and is a predicted model, not a curated record. The coding region runs from base 1 to 885 and encodes 294 amino acids.